This is a messenger RNA of Moesziomyces antarcticus, 594 nucleotides long. RefSeq lists its product as uncharacterized. Lineage: Eukaryota; Fungi; Basidiomycota; Ustilaginomycetes; Ustilaginales; Ustilaginaceae. Bases 1 to 594 code for a protein of 197 amino acids. The transcript has a single exon. The record is from RefSeq and is a predicted model, not a curated record.
AUGUCGUACUAUCCUGGCGCACCGCAGUCGUCGUACCCCGGCGGCCCGCAAUCAUCGUACCCGGGCGGACCGCAGUCGUCCUACCCGGGCGGCCCUCAAUCAUCCUAUCCCGGCUCGCAGCCUUCGUACGGUGGCGCGCAAUCAUCGUACCCCGGCGACCCGCUCUCUUCGUCGUCGUACCCCGGUGGACCUAGCGGAGACCACUCGCAGCAGUAUAACUCGCAGCCGUACAACUCGCAGCCGCACAACUCGCAGCCGCAGUACAACUCGGGCUACGGCUCGCCCUCACCAUCCUACUCCCACGCGCCACAGCAGCAGGGCCCAAUGCAGUACGACCAGAACGGCCAACCGAUCGACGGCGAGCGAGGUCUAGGCACCAUGGCGGCGGGUGCAGCCGCGGGGUGGGCGGGUAACAAGAUGACGGGCGGCCACAUGGGUGGUUUCGGCGCCAUGGCCAGCGGCGCCAUCCUCGCCCAAGUCGGCAAAAAGGUGUUCGAAAAGUUCGACGACAAGAAGAACCACAACAAUCCCUACGGCGGCCAUCACGGCGGUCACGGUGGAAACCAGGGCGGCUUCGGCGGCUUCUUCAAGUGA